Messenger RNA from Helicoverpa armigera (cotton bollworm), 1100 nucleotides. RefSeq lists its product as uncharacterized. Lineage: Eukaryota; Metazoa; Arthropoda; Insecta; Lepidoptera; Noctuidae. The transcript has 2 exons. The coding region runs from base 338 to 655 and encodes 105 amino acids. The record is from RefSeq and is a predicted model, not a curated record.
UGGUUAUGGACGAUAGAGUAGUGUCAGUUAUUAACUUACAUUAAUUUAUUAUUUAAUAAAAAAUAGUGAGUAUAAAAAAUAUAUUUCGCAAAAACGAAGUUUCUGUUAUUCAGUAACUUAAAUUAAUUCUUUAAUUAUAAAUAGUGAGUGUAAAAAAUAAAAUUGAAAAAAAAAUUGGAAAAGACUUAAAAAAACUUUCAAAUUUGGAAUUAUGGCUGGCUGAAAAUAACUGAAAAACUUUCAAGUGCAUAUUGAAGAAGAACAAUUUAAUACCAACCAGUGUUAAUACAACUCUAGUGAAUAAACUCUUUUUGUGAAGGACAGUGAGUGUGAAAUAAUGGAUCCUGAAAGACAGCCCUUACUGGCUUACUCAUCGGAAGCAAGAUGCAGAAGAUUUGGACCACUAACCCCCGAAGAAGUCAACACAGCUCGUCAAGAGAUCACCUGGCGUCGAACCCGAUUCUUCCUCGUGCUAAUGUUCUGGGCGCUCAUAGCGAUGUUCCUCUCCAUCAUCACGUGUAUCCUGGUGUCAGCGCCCAGGUGCAACUCCUACGAUGCCGCGGGAGACUUGCCUAGCGUGCCGCCAGUGCACAUGACCUUUGCACCUCUCAUUUAUAAGAUGAAUGAUGAUAGAGUUUAUACUAUGCAGGCGUAAAGUGUUGGCUUGAUUUUUGUGUUUUGUGGCAAAAAUAAUGUUUAGGUUUUAUGUGAUACACCUAUGUAUGUAUAACUACGUUAUUAAAAUAUGCAUGACGUCUAAGCUCUUUAACCGACUUCAAAAUACGGAGGUUCUCAGUUUGUGUAUGUUUGAUAUGUGAUGCGGUUUUCAGCAUAGUUAUUGUCAGAUAUACUUAGUAGGUUCUAGGUAUAUUUUUGAAGUCAGGUUUUUUUUUGUAGUUUUUUGAAAUGAUUUUAUUUUGAACUAACUAAAUGUUUUGGCUCAAAUGGUUGUUCUAACUUGACUUGAUUGGUUACACAAUUAGUGAUAUGUUAUAAUAAUUAUUGAUAAUAAUUAUUUUUGUCUUGGUGCGCCUUGAAAAAGUUUAUCAAUUAUGUAUAUUUUAAUAAGCGGAAGGUCAAGGUAGGUAGUAUAAGAAUAU